AUGUCCCGAGUCCGAUGCCCUGCCGUGCUGCCUGUGGGUGACCUCUGGGACCAGGCCGGUCGCUAUCUGCUGGUAACGGGCGCUGACAACCCGGGGGCAGCGUCCGCCGCCGGAGGACCGCGUGGUAUACUGCAGAACGCCGCCUUCUUUCACGUACUGCGGGAGCGACCGGCGCUGGGCGGCGGCCGACUGUCUCUGUUUUCCAGGUAUGACGGCAGGACCCGCGUGCUCGGAUGGGUGUCCCCCAGCCGUCCUAUGCCCCCGCUGAAGCCGCCGCCUGCCGACUUCGGCGGUCGGCCGUUGAAGUUUGUCAGCUUCGAGCACGAGCCGACGACGUUAUAUCUGGACGGAACGCCGACCGGCCGGCUGGCCGGCGUCGAUCCAUAUGUUGCACAGUUUGCCGCGCGGCUCUACAACUUCACUCUGCUGUUCUCUGAGCCUUCCGACGGCCUGCGCUGGGGUGACAACGGCUUCGGCUACUGGACUGGCCUGGUGGGGGACAUGGUGCAGCGGCGCGCCCACUUCGGCAUGGCCAACCUCUUUAUCACACAGCCGCGCUCUCAGAUCAUCGACUUCAGCCGGCCGUACGACUUUGAGCAGGCGUGUUUCGUGGUGUGGCAGCCGCCGCCACUGCCGCGCUGGCUGGCGCUGCUGCGGCCAUUCUCGGCCAGCGGCUGGGCAGCGGCCGGCGCCCUGCUGGCCGUCAGUGCGCUAACCGUGCUGGUGCUGGGCCGCGCCGCCGCGCCGCGCGAGAGCCCGCUGUUCAGCCAGCCGGGGUUCGUGGCGCUCUACAGCCUGGGCGGCCUGGUGGGUGUGUCGCACGCCUCCCUGCCGCGUGCCGCCUCUGGGCAGAUCUUCAUGGGCACCUGGCGUUUCUGCGCGCUCACACUGGCCGUCGUCUACAGCAGCAAGCUGAUCGCUAACCUGACGGUGCCGCUGGCUCCGGCGCCGCUCGACACCAAGCAGGAGCUGGCUCUGAGCGGCGUCACCGUCUCCGGCUACGGCAGCAUGUUUGGAGAACUACUCAACGCCUCGACCAACUACUGGGACCGCCGGCUGGCACUGAAUUACGAACCCACGUACGACAUCCGCGCGACUUUGCGGCGCGCUUACGACCACAAGGGUACCUAUAUUGUCAACAGCAUGUCUCUAGCGUACCUGAUCCGCAAAUACUACACGACGGCCAGCGGUGAGCCGCUGCUGCGCAUCAUGCGCCAGUGUUUCGGCAGCUUCAUGGUGGGCAUAGCGCUGCCGCGCCGCUCGUUUCUCACUCCUCUACUGAACGUGGCGGUGAGUCGUCUAACCGAGGCCGGUCUGAUGCAGCACUGGUCUCGCAGCGCGCUGCGAGCAGUCGGCAGGCAGUUGGCCGUCGGGGAAAAGUCACCCGAUCAGCCGGCCAGAGAUGCUGAGGGGCGCCUCAGCCGACUCGGGCUGGAGGCGCUCCAGGGCCCGUUCCUGCUCCUGAUGAUGGGCUGGGCCGCCGCGCUGCUGUCGCUGGUCACAGAGAUCGCCGUGAAACGCUGUCGGCGCCGCGUUUCCCGGACCGGAUAG
Amphibalanus amphitrite is the source of this 1551-nucleotide messenger RNA. RefSeq names its product glutamate receptor-like. Lineage: Eukaryota; Metazoa; Arthropoda; Thecostraca; Balanomorpha; Balanidae. The transcript has 2 exons. The record is from RefSeq and is a predicted model, not a curated record. The coding region runs from base 1 to 1551 and encodes 516 amino acids. Gene Ontology annotation, cellular component: membrane. Gene Ontology annotation, molecular function: glutamate-gated receptor activity.